AUGGUCUCUGUGGCCGACGCUGUGGAGUCAGAGGAUCAGUGUCGGGAUCGUGAGCACGCUAAGAAGCAGCGCCAGGUGCAGCGUUGGGUCAAUGAGGUAUUACCGGGCAUGUUCCAACCCUACUUGCGGCUACUCCGCACGACCGCGUCCCUUCGCAACGUACAGCGGGAUGUCACUCUGUUGUGUAGCUGCGCGGGCAGAAGCAGCCGCUCGUUGACGCUGACAACAGACCUUGAGACCAUCAAUAUCAAGACCUGCCAUUGCUCGCCUGCUGCUCUGCAACUCGUCGCUCGCGGAUUGUUUCCUUGUGCCCCUCAGGCUCCGACACUCGCGGUUGACAUCUCCCUCCUUCAAUUCACGCAUGCACUCUUUGUACGACUCCCCCCCAACACAACAUCAUUCUGCGAAACCCUUGAGGUGUUCCUGGAGUCCCGAAACUACAAGCUAGCAUCAAGGAUCACUCGCGAACAAAUACAGCACCGUCUGCCGGUCCGGAAGCCUGCUGCUGGCGCGCGGCGUGCAAGCGAGUAUUUGCACGCGUGUUGCCCUUUAUGUUUCGGUUCAGACAAAAUGUAUCUUUUCUGGCAGCUCACGCUCUGCAGUCCCGACGUCAUCGUUUGUCUGGAUGUGUGCUUCACGCAGAAGUGCUGCAAGGGGAAAGCCGGCACUCGUGAUCCGCCGCGUGCCCAUCCUGACACAGUGUUCGUUCCCGAGGAAGAAGUAAAGACCAUGGAAGACAUCGUUGAGUGUACACGACGGGGUGGUGGCCAAGGUGUACCACUCUCGUCCGAGGGCGACGACAUCGUAGAAGGCGAUCUCAAGCUCCCGAAUUCUGUGCUAGAUGGCUGUAACGACUUGUUUACUGCGGCGGAUGAACACCGUCAAAAGGCUAGUACACAAUUCUUUGCAGAUACGGGGCUCAUGGCCAUGCUCUGCUGGCACAAUCAAGUUCUCUGGCUCGUCAACAUGACCUCUGCGGGCGAGAAGCAGCACUACGCCCUUGUCCUUGUGCGCCGCCUGUUCGACCAUCUACCAACCUACAUCACAGUAGGACUUCUGUACGACAUCGCCUGCCAACUCCAUCGAAGUAUUGUCAAAUGGGGAUUUCUCGGGCCACUCGCAAGCCGCCUCAUGUUUGCUAUUUCUGUCUUCCAUGUGUUCGGGCAUCAGUGGCCUUGUCAGUUGGUGUACCACCCCCGCAAAUGUACAGGGUUUGGGCUUUCGGAUGGCGAAGGAUGCGAGAGAUUCUGGAGCUCUAUCCAGAGGCUCAUUCCCUCACUGCGAUAUCACCAGCGCUUGUUCAUGAUUGACACUCAACUCGGACAUUGGCUCCACCGCAAGUGGUACCAGUGUGAAAGCCGACUGCGCACUGCACAACACGAGGUGCAAGAAUCUGGUUUCUCUUUGCAAGAGCUCCGAGACGAAUGGCGCUCCCAGGUGGAGGCACAGACCAAACCAGCUCCGAAGUGGUCAAAUAAUCGAGUAGCAAAGAUGGUCGAGGCUAUUCUGGCCUUGCAGAAGAGUCAGCUAUCGUACGACGAGUCCAUACGAGGACUGGAGGAGCAACUGCUUGUGGGUAACAGUCAGAUUGACUAUCAGCAGCUCGACCUGCAGUUGUCAGAGGCCCGUGGGAAGCGGGCGCAGAUCGUUACCUCAAUCAUGCGCAAACGUGCAGCACUCGGUGUGGACGAGCGUGCGCAGCUAGCUCGUCUUACCAAGAACAAGUACCUGCAGCUACAAAUGAAUGCAUGUGCCCUCAAGCAGCGCAUCCAAGACCGGCUUCACCAGCGCAAGUUCGAGCUUGACCGGUUUGAGCGCUCUUAUCGCCAGACCACAAAUAAGCACAAGCUGAGCAGCCAUGUCGAGUCUGCAGUCAAGCGUCAGGAGCCCGGUAUACUCAAGCUUGCCAAGUCCUACAAUAUGCUAUGUGAGCAGAUAUUGACCUUGGUGCGCCAGCGCAAGGCACCUCACUUUGCCCUCGCUCCUGAGCCUAUCCAGAGUAAUGGCUUGUUCAAGCUUGAUGUGGAUGAUGAUAUCUGGCAGGAUGUUGGUCUGGAGGAUGACGACUUUGUGGUCAGGGCUUCUGGCUCAGAUGAAUCUCAAUUGGCCAUCCCCCGAUGGCUGGGCGAUGAAGCGGUGCGAUCUGCAAUCAAGGCUCAACUGAUACUUGACCGGUGCAUAGAAGAGAGGGACCACUUGUCUGUUGAGCGAUGUACCAUGCAGCAGUGGAUGCAGGAAGAAUGGAGAUCCCUUGAGCAUGCUAUUGCUGGUGCUGUUGAAGAUCCAGAUCUAGAAUUCCAACUCAUUAUCCGUCGUGAUGAGUUGUGUCGCUUGUGCGUGACAUGGCAAAAGCAUGUGAGUGCAAUCCCUGGUGCUCAUCCAAUGUCUGCAUCAUGGGGUCCUUCAGAGUGCCAGCUGAAUGAGGCUGCACUCUAUGAGAUCUCUGACCAGAAUCACAUCAGCAUUCCACAGAUGAAGAGGAUGAUGACUGUGAUUUUGACUAUGGGGCUUGCAACUCUGAUCAUGAAGUUGAUGGUGAUCUCUUGGAUGCUGCAGAGGCAACUGCCUUGA
Molecule: messenger RNA, 2571 nt
Organism: Fomitopsis serialis
Lineage: Eukaryota; Fungi; Basidiomycota; Agaricomycetes; Polyporales; Fomitopsidaceae
Exons: 11
Coding region: 1-2571 (856 amino acids)
Source: RefSeq, a predicted model, not a curated record